GUCACGUGGCGUACGUGGCGACGUGUCGGCCAUCUUGUGUUGUUGAGGCUGAGGACUGACUUGGGUACUGAGAGACUCUGUCCCGGACCGCAGUGUUAAAAGGAGCUGAACAUAGUCUGCUCAAACCUCCUGCUGUGAGCCAGCGGAACUUUUGAACUGGUUUCUCCACACAUAAAAAUCUAUUGUAAAAAUACGGAAAAGAAUGGCAGCGGAAACACAGACUCUGAACUUUGGGCCUGAAUGGCUCCGAGCUCUGUCCAGUGGUGGGAGUAUUACGUCCCCUCCUCUUUCUCCAGCUUUGCCGAAGUAUAAAUUAGCAGAUUAUCGUUAUGGCAGAGAAGAAAUGUUAGCACUUUUCCUUAAAGACAACAAGAUACCUUCAGACCUUCUGGAUAAAGAAUUUCUGCCUAUCCUACAGGAGGAGCCCUUGCCGCCAUUGGCUCUUGUACCCUUUACAGAAGAAGAACAGAGAAACUUUUCCAUGUCUGUAAAUAGUGCUGCUGUCCUGAGAUUGACAGGACGAGGAGGAGGAGGAACAGUGGUGGGGGCUCCUAGAGGUCGAAGUUCUUCAAGAGGGCGAGGCAGAGGCAGAGGUGAAUGUGGUUUCUACCAAAGAAGUUUUGAUGAAGUAGAGGGUGUGUUUGGUCGAGGAGGUGGCAGGGAAAUGCAUAGAUCGCAGAGCUGGGAGGAAAGGGGUGACAGACGUUUUGAAAAACCAGGACGAAAAGAUGUAGGAAGACCAAAUUUUGAGGAAGGUGGACCAACAUCAGUGGGGAGAAAGCAUGAAUUUAUACGCUCAGAAAGUGAAAAUUGGCGUAUCUUUAGAGAGGAACAAAAUGGAGAGGAUGAUGAUGGAGGUUGGCGACUAGCUGGAUCAAGAAGGGAUGGAGAGAGGUGGCGGCCUCACAGUCCUGAUGGCCCUCGUUCUGCAGGCUGGCGGGAACACAUGGAACGACGUCGAAGGUUUGAGUUUGAUUUUCGAGAUCGGGAUGAUGAACGGGGUUACCGAAGGGUGCGCUCAGGCAGUGGGAGCAUAGAUGAUGACAGGGAUAGUUUGCCUGAAUGGUGCUUAGAGGAUGCCGAAGAAGAAAUGGGCACAUUCGACUCGUCUGGAGCAUUCCUCUCUCUAAAAAAAGUACAGAAAGAGCCUAUUCCAGAAGAGCAGGAGAUGGACUUCCGGCCUGUGGAGGAAGGGGAGGAGUGCUCUGACUCUGAGGGUAGCCAUAAUGAAGAGGCCAAAGAACCUGAUAAGACAAAUAAGAAAGAGGCAGAGAAAACAGACAGAUCAGGAGUUGAAGCUAGUGAGGAAACACCCCAAACCUCAUCAUCAUCUGCUAGACCAGGUACUCCUUCAGACCAUCAACCUCAGGAAACACCACAGUUUGAGAGGAAAGAUGAACCCCAGACUGAGCAAACGGACAAAGCUGAAGAGGAGAGUCGGACGGAAAAUAGUGUACCAGCCAAAGUGCCCAGCAGAGCGGACGAAAUGGUUCCUGAUGUCCAACAGCCCCUGUCACAGAUUCCUUCAGAUACAGCCUCUCCUCUUCUCAUGCUUCCACCUCCUGUUCCCAAUCCUAGUCCUGCCCUCCGGCCAGUUGAAACAUCAGUUGUAGGUGCUCCUGGUAUGGGCGGUGUUUCCACAGAGCCAGAUGAUGAAGAGGGUCUCAAACAUUUGGAACAGCAAGCUGAGAAGAUGGUGGCUUAUCUGCAAGACAGUGCACUAGAUGAUGAGAGACUGGCAUCAAAACUGCAAGAGCACAGAGCUAAAGGAGUAUCAGUUCCACUGAUGCAUGAAGCAAUGCAGAAGUGGUAUUACAAAGAUCCUCAGGGAGAAAUUCAAGGUCCCUUCAAUAAUCAGGAGAUGGCAGAAUGGUUUCAGGCGGGCUAUUUUACUAUGUCUUUAUUGGUGAAGAGAGCAUGUGAUGAGAGCUUCCAACCUCUUGGUGAUAUCAUGAAAAUGUGGGGAAGGGUUCCGUUCUCUGCAGGUCCAGCUCCUCCUCCUCAUAUGGGAGAGUUGGAUCAGGAACGACUGACCAGGCAGCAGGAACUCACGGCCUUAUACCAGAUGCAGCACCUCCAGUACCAGCAGUUCUUAAUACAACAACAAUAUGCUCAGGUUUUGGCUCAACAGCAGAAAGCAGCCCUAUCUUCCCAGCAGCAGCAACAGUUGGCACUUCUUCUUCAGCAGUUCCAGGCUCUGAAGAUGAGAAUAUCUGAUCAGAACAUCAUUCCCUCAGUAACUAGAUCUGUGUCAGUGCCAGACACUGGCUCUAUCUGGGAACUUCAGCCAACAGCCUCACAGCCUACAGUUUGGGAAGGUGGUAGUGUAUGGGAUCUUCCCCUGGACAGCACAACGCCAGGCCCUGCCCUAGAGCAGCUUCAGCAGCUGGAAAAGGCCAAAGCUGCGAAGCUAGAGCAGGAGAGAAGAGAGGCAGAAAUGAGAGCAAAACGGGAAGAAGAGGAGCGGAAGAGGCAAGAAGAACUCAGAAGACAACAGGAGGAAAUUCUUCGCAGACAGCAGGAGGAAGAGAGGAAAAGGCGGGAGGAAGAAGAGCUUGCCCGAAGGAAACAGGAAGAAGCUCUACGACGCCAGAGGGAGCAAGAAAUUGCAUUAAGGAGGCAGCGAGAAGAGGAAGAAAGACAGCAGCAAGAAGAAACUCUUAGAAGACUGGAGGAAAGAAGAAGAGAAGAGGAAGAAAGGCGGAAACAGGAAGAAUUGUUACGCAAGCAGGAAGAGGAGGCUGCAAAAUGGGCCCGGGAAGAAGAAGAAGCACAGCGUCGAUUAGAGGAGAACCGGCUACGAAUGGAGGAGGAAGCAGCCAGACUCCGACAUGAGGAGGAGGAACGGAAGAGGAAAGAGCUGGAGCUCCAGCGGCAGAAGGAGUUAAUGCGCCAGAGGCAGCAGCAGCAAGAGGCUCUCCGGAGGUUGCAGCAGCAGCAGCAGCAACAGCAGCUGGCACAGAUGAAGGUAGAGCCCGAGACACCAACCUCAGGAGCUAUUUGCUAACAUUGCUUUUAUCAUCAGUUAGAUAGAUGCUGGCAGUAACAGUAAAACCGUACUUUU
Galeopterus variegatus (Sunda flying lemur) is the source of this 3064-nucleotide messenger RNA. RefSeq names its product GRB10 interacting GYF protein 2 (gene GIGYF2). Gene Ontology annotation, cellular component: proximal dendrite; membrane; perikaryon. Gene Ontology annotation, molecular function: protein binding. The transcript is spliced from 22 exons. NCBI's taxonomy places the organism in Eukaryota, Metazoa, Chordata, Mammalia, Dermoptera, Cynocephalidae. The record is from RefSeq and is a predicted model, not a curated record. Bases 203 to 3007 code for a protein of 934 amino acids. Gene Ontology annotation, biological process: insulin-like growth factor receptor signaling pathway.